Molecule: messenger RNA, 2598 nt
Organism: Camellia sinensis
Lineage: Eukaryota; Viridiplantae; Streptophyta; Magnoliopsida; Ericales; Theaceae
Source: RefSeq, a predicted model, not a curated record
AUGUCUAAUUCCACCAAGUUACAUCGCCUUGGCUUGGUCGGUAAUAAAUUUACUGGAAAAGUUCCUCAUUUGGACAACCUGCAUAAUCUUCAGUUGUUAAACCAUCAUGGAAAUGGUUUAGGAACCUGGAAAGCUGAUGGCUUGAGGUUUCUCUAUUGUUUGACCAACGUGACAAAUUUGUAUGUUCUAGAUCUAAGCAACAACAAUUUUGGAGGAUUGUUGCCUGAAUCAAUUGGCAAUUUAUCCACUAAUCUUGGUAAACUAAUAUUGAGCAACAAUGAAAUACUUCUUGACUUGUCAAACAUCAAUUUGACCGGUAACAUUCUUGCUGAUAUUGGAAAGCUUCAAAAGCUACAAAAAUUGGAACUUUCAGAACCAAUCGUUCACUGUGAUCUCAAGCCAAGCAAUGUUCUUCUGGACGAUGAAAUGACUACUCACGUAGGUGACCUUGGAUUAGCAAGAUUUCUUCUAGAAGCUACCUAUGAGCAUUCAGCAAACCAAUCAAGUUCUGUUGGCAUAAAAGGAUCUAUCGGUUAUGCUGCUGUUGAAUAUGGAAUGGGAAAUGAGAUUGCUUUUCCCGAACAAGCAGCAAUCAUUAUUGCCGAUCCUAGACUGUUUAAACAAAAAGAUCAGAGCUCUGCUAGUAGUCACAAAAUUCAAGAGUGCUUGAUUUCGAUUCUUAAAGUUGGAAUCACUUGUUCAGAGGAAUGUCUAAAAGAUCGGAUGGCGAUUAAUGAUGUUGGUACUCAGUUGCAAGGGGAAGUUGGUGACUUGAAUUUUCUUAGCUCAUUGCCCAAUGCCACCAAUUUGAACUUUUUGAGGAUGGGCUCCGACAACUUUGGAGGGGUGUUUCCAGAAUCAAUUGGCAAUUUGUCCACUAAUCUUGGUAUCCUUUUUUUGGAUAACAAUAAAAUAGGUGGGAGCAUCCCAACUGAGAUGGCGAAUUUGGUCAAUUUGCGGGCUUUGGACAUGUCAGACAAUCAUUUCAUCGGUAACAUUCUUGUUGAUAUUGGGAAGCUACAAAAGCUACUAAUUUUGGAUCUCUCAGAUAAUAAAUUCUAUGGGAAAACUCCAUUGUCUUUGAAAAAUUUGACUUCACAAGAGUAUCUUUAUUUAGGAGUAAAUAAUUUGCAUGGCAACAUUCCUCCAAGUCUAGGAAAAUGCCCACUUGUAGAUCUGGCUCUUGGUGGAAACAAUCUUAGUGGUACCAUACCCAAACAAGUUCAAACUCUCUCAUCGUUAUUGAACUUGUACCUACAUGACAACCAUUUGGUUUGGUCCAUACAACUAGAAAUUGGGAAUUUAAUAAAUCAUGAACAAUUAGAUGUUUCAAGGAAUAUGUUGUCUGGAAAAAUUCCAAGCACUCUUGGUAGUUGUGUAAAAUUGAGAUUUCUAUAUAUACAAAGCAAUAAUUUUUGGGGAACUCUUCCUUCAUCUUUAAGUUAUUUGAGAGGUAUUGAGGACUUAGAUCUUUCUCACAAUAAUUUCUUAGGAAAAAUCCCAAACUAUUUAGAGGGCUUUGUCUUCUUACAAAAAUUAGAUCUAUCAUUCAAUGAUUUCGAGGAUGCGGUACCAGAAAUAGGCAUAUUUAAAAAUGCAACAGCUAUAUCUAUUAGGGGAAACAACAAGCUUUGUGGUGGUAAACCUAAAAUACAUUUGCACAGUUGCAAUACCAAGGGAUUCAAAAGGAAAAUAUUUACACUCAUCUUGAAAAUAAUAAUCCCCACAUUGUUUGGGCUUCUGGGACUAGUAAUAGUGUUGUGUUUACUGUAUCUUUGUUGCUUUAGAAAGACAAUAAAAGUACCCUCUUUGAGAUUUUUAUGGAAGUCAUAUGUGAAAUUGUCCUACCAAAGUCUACUCGAGGUAGUUGAUGGGUUAUCUGUAGCCAACAUGAUAGGCAUGGGUAGUUUUGGUUCAAUUUACAAAGGAAUUCUUAAUCAUGGUGAAAACGUUGUAGUAGUGAAAGUACUAAACCUUCAAUUCCGUGGAGCUUCCAAGAGUUUCGUUGUUGAGUGUGAGGCCUUGAGGCGCUUCAGACAUCGAAAUCUUGUUAUGGUUUUCACAGCAUGUUCAAGUGUUGACUAUAAUGGUAAUGAUUUCAAAGCUCUGGUUUACGAGUUCAUGGUCAAUGGUAGCCCAGAUAAUUGGUUACAUGCAAAUGAAAAUGAAGAUGAGGUGCAUGUCGAAUCAAGAAAUUUAAACCUCCUACAAAGGAUUUGGGAUGAAAAGUUCCAGCUUUGGGCACUAGUACUUAGUUCCAAUGAAAAAUAUGGUACGGGAAAUGAGGUGAUGACAUUGGAGAUGUUUACAGGAAAGAGACCUACUGAUAACAUGUUUAAUGAUAAUUUGAGUCUCCAUAACUUUGUUAAGAUGGCUUUACCCGAACAAGUAACAAGCAUUGUUGAUCCAACACUAUUUCAAGGAAGAGAAAUUGGGAAGGCAAGCUCAAGCACCAACAAUACUCGGAAUCAGAGCUUUGCUAGCAAUCAAAAAAAUCAUGAGUGCUUGAUUUCAAUACUUAAUAUUGAAUCACUUGUUUACAAGAACUACCAAGAGAUCGACCAGCCAUUGAUCAUGUUGUUACUCAGUUGCAUGUGA